Bipolaris sorokiniana ND90Pr is the source of this 609-nucleotide messenger RNA. RefSeq lists its product as uncharacterized. The transcript has a single exon. The record is from RefSeq and is a predicted model, not a curated record. NCBI's taxonomy places the organism in Eukaryota, Fungi, Ascomycota, Dothideomycetes, Pleosporales, Pleosporaceae. The coding region runs from base 42 to 476 and encodes 144 amino acids.
GUGGCCGUCGUGAUCGACCCUGACUCGCUCCCCGUCUGCGUAUGCGUGGAUGUGUGUGUGUGUGUGUACACUAUAGUGUGUGCUUACAUAGUCGUCGUCGUCGUAUGUACAUGCCGACUAAGCCAGGCUGCACCACCCCAUCUCUUCAGCCACAACCCCAUCCACCUCGCUCGCCCUCGGCACCCUUUGACCACGCACCACCCGCGCCCUGCGACCCGGCUGCCCUGCCACCCUGCGCCUCACCCUCAUCUUCACCUUCACCUCCACCAUCACCACCAGGCAAGCCCUGCACCACCUUCCUAAACGCUCCCUUCUCCCCCAUCCGCCCUUGCCCUUGCACGCUGUUCGCUGUAUGCUGCACUGUGUGCUGUGGCUCAACCCCUCCACUGACGUCCUGCGCUCGCCAGGCGCCAAUUGCCGCUUGUUCCACCCGGCCCGCUCUGUCUCUGAUUGAACGGCACACGGCGACCGUGUAAUACCAUUGUUCAAUUGCGAAACUGGCUCUCCCACCCGCCCACGUCCAUCUCGAGUGUCGGUAGCAGACACUCGCACGCGCGCCGGUGCACGUCUGCAUCUCAUCGCAUCGCAACAAAGGUCAGCACCACCGCG